This is a messenger RNA of Oryctolagus cuniculus (rabbit), 4972 nucleotides long. It is a transcript of the gene PCYT1A, whose product is annotated as phosphate cytidylyltransferase 1A, choline. Lineage: Eukaryota; Metazoa; Chordata; Mammalia; Lagomorpha; Leporidae. The record is from RefSeq and is a predicted model, not a curated record. Gene Ontology annotation, biological process: CDP-choline pathway. Gene Ontology annotation, cellular component: endoplasmic reticulum. Gene Ontology annotation, molecular function: phosphatidylcholine binding; choline-phosphate cytidylyltransferase activity.
GAAAAUGGAUGCACAGAGUUCAGCCAAAAUCAAUGCAAGGAAGAGGAGGAAAGAGGCACCUGGACCCAAUGGGGCAACAGAGGAAGAUGGAAUUCCUUCAAAAGUGCAACGCUGUGCUGUUGGCUUACGGCAGCCAGCUCCUUUUUCUGAUGAAAUUGAAGUUGACUUUAGUAAACCCUAUGUCAGGGUAACUAUGGAAGAAGCAAGUAGAGGAACUCCUUGUGAACGGCCUGUGAGGGUUUACGCAGAUGGAAUAUUUGACUUAUUUCACUCUGGUCAUGCCCGGGCUCUGAUGCAAGCAAAGAACCUUUUCCCUAAUACAUACCUCAUUGUGGGAGUCUGCAGUGACGAGCUGACGCACAACUUCAAAGGCUUCACGGUGAUGAAUGAAAAUGAGCGCUACGAUGCAGUGCAGCACUGCCGCUAUGUGGAUGAAGUGGUGAGGAACGCCCCCUGGACUCUGACGCCCGAGUUCCUGGCAGAACACAGGAUUGAUUUUGUAGCCCAUGAUGAUAUCCCUUAUUCUUCUGCUGGGAGUGAUGAUGUUUAUAAGCACAUCAAGGAGGCAGGCAUGUUUGCUCCAACACAGAGGACUGAAGGUAUCUCCACAUCAGACAUCAUCACUCGAAUUGUCCGUGACUAUGAUGUGUAUGCAAGACGGAACCUACAGAGAGGCUACACAGCAAAGGAACUCAACGUCAGCUUUAUCAAUGAGAAGAAAUACCACUUGCAGGAGCGGGUUGAUAAAGUAAAGAAGAAGGUGAAAGACGUGGAAGAAAAGUCAAAAGAAUUUGUUCAGAAGGUGGAGGAAAAAAGCAUUGACCUCAUUCAAAAAUGGGAGGAAAAGUCCCGAGAAUUCAUUGGAAGUUUCUUGGAAAUGUUUGGUCCAGAAGGAGCACUGAAACAUAUGCUGAAAGAGGGAAAAGGCCGGAUGCUGCAGGCCAUCAGCCCAAAGCAGAGUCCCAGCAGCAGCCCUACUCGUGAACGCUCCCCCUCCCCCUCUUUCCGAUGGCCCUUCUCUGGGAAGACUUCCCCAACUUCCUCCCCAGCAACUCUCUCCAGGCACAAGGCUGCAGCCUGUGAUAUCAGUGAGGAUGAAGAAGACUAAGCUUUCAUUCCUCCUUUCCUCUCCUCUCCCUCUGUUCCAUCACCUUCAGAAGCUCUCUGUUGAAUUCCACAUUGUGAUACCAACACUAAACCCAAGGACAGCUACAAAGGAAAGACAGUUGGGGCAAGAGGACCUAGGAAUGGGGGAACCAAAUCAGCCUGUCCUCCAAGAGGCAUCAGUCACCCACACCAAGAAGGAGGCUGUCUGUACCUUAGAAGCCUGUUCUGCAUCCAUACACCCUCCCUAAGGACUUUGCUUUACUCUUUAUGUUCAUGUGAUCUUGACAGGGAAAUUGUCAUUUUUAUUAAUUUUUUAAAAAUUAGUCUUUCAAAUAUAGUAAGUAGAACUAAUUUUUUGCCCCUGACGAGUGGGCAGAAGAAGGAAGUGGUACAAUACCCAGAGGCCUUUUCUUCCUGAUACACUGUAGUGUUUGCCUUCUGAAGCAAAGUGGCUUGCUAAGCCUUUCAAACAAUGAGCCAUGCUAAUGAGUGAUUUGGGGGAGAGGUGGGGAAAAUAACAUAACUUUGGUCUCCUUAAAGCAACAACAAGAGCAACAACUAAAAACUGAAUUAUAGUCACAAAUCCCUGAAUGUAAGCUGGCACAUGUGUCAGCGUGACCAUAGGAAGAAGGACAUCAGAGCCUAACCUCUCUUACUCCCUGAGGAGUUUCUUAUUGGACCCAAUGGGGUCCAUGAAGACACUGAUGGGGAUGGAACCAGACCACAUGACAUCAACUGCAGUUUUUUUUGCUGUGUUCAUCUUCUCAGAAAAUUCUGUUGCCCAGUUAUUUGGGAGCUCUUUCCUGUAGUCUACCUUUAAACGAAGGGACACUUUAAGGGUUACUGUGAUUGAGGAGGGAAGCGGGACAAUACUCAAAUCCAUAUGAAGUUAAUGUAGAUUCAUUUCCUACUGGAAGUAAGUCCCUGCCCUUGCUGCUCUUAAAGAUAUUGCCACCUUUUUGCAGAGGAUACUUUGUAAAUGUCUGUAGUUCGGACUCAACUAGAUCUAUUAACUUGUGUUGUUCACAGCCAUAUUGAUAUUUAGGGGGAUUUACGCAGAACAUAAAGGCAAAAGCGAAAAGAAGCAUCGUCCCUUCAACAGCCUUAUCCUGACCUGUACCCUCUUAGGAAUAUUCUUAACUAGAACCAUGCUCCAUGGAGUCUGUCUUUGCCUCUAUGAGCUGCAACUGGCAAGGCCUUCCGUCCAGUGCUCUUCCAGCAAGCCACAAAGGAUGGGUUCACAUUGCAAGAGUAUAGUAGGUGCACUCCCUCUGUCUCCCCUGUGCCUGUUGGUUAUGGUCCUACCUUCCCUGUUGCCCAAGGGGAGGAUUCAGCACUUGAAUUCCAAAUCGAAGAAUGCUGAUGCUUAACACUUGAUGUUGAGCGUGGUCUAAUUUUUAAGUCCCCAGCAUCCUAUCUCCUCGACUACAUGACUAGUACAUCAUCAUCAUCUAUCAGUAAUCCUAUAGCUGGAUUAAGGGGACAGUUGCUUAGACCCAGGCCCCCACCCCCUUCCAUUCAUAAAGACCCCUUGUGGGGGUAGAGUUUUGGUGUUUUCAGCAAAGAAAGCCAUAUUUUUAUUGCCCCUCUGCUAGAACUGUGAGCAUCUCAUGCCCCCUCCCUGAACAUCUCAUAUCCCUCCCCUGAACUCUGGUAAAAGCUGCUGUUCUGCCUGAGCACCAGAGGCUGCAGUCACUGCCUGCACAGCAGGGCUACUCAGGUCCUUCAACUCAGAUGACCCAGGGAGGCAGAGGAAAGGAACCAAGAGUGCGGAACCUCUUGUCCUGAUGGCCCACGAAAAUGCCAUUUCUUACUCUUCUCGGGAAUGCUAUUUUUACUGUCAGAUUUGGAAUCCUUUCUUUGAAACAUUUGAAGUUAAUGUUCCCCAUACCGUGCAGCUUCAUAUGAUCUUAUAUUGAGCUUUUCUGCUUCAGUCUUCCCUCUUUGGGAAUACUGCCUGCUCCUUUCUAAUUUAUUCUCUGCAGUAUAAAAAGGUAAUAAAGUUAUUGCUGAAACUCACCUACUGUUCUCUCAAAGAGGACAUGUUGCCCAAGUGUGUUUGGAUGGAAAGGGAGCUGCCUAGAACGUGUAUGUAAUCCCUGUAAUCAUGUGGUGUGUAAUCCAUGUAAUCACUCCUUUUGAGUGCACUGCCUGGAUCCCAAAGCUUUGCACCCUCCUCCUCCACUAGUGGGUGCACUCGGCAUGCCCUCCACUUGGACUAGGACUUCUAUGCUGACCCGGUCUAUGAGACCUCUAGGGCCAGCUGAUGCCCAUGUUCUUGAAAGACUCCCUAGCCCCCUUUGGUGAGCCCUUACUGCCCUAGUCUCCAACACUGGUAUAUUUUUGGAUAAUUUUGACUGAAAGCAAAAUCUUUUAUAGUGUGGUAGGUUAGCUACUUCGGGGUAAAUGUGAUCCCAAGAGCUGGACAGUGGUGGAUGGAUGGAGGAAGCUUUUGGAAUGAUGCAUUGUUUGAUCAUUUGUGCCUAAUUAAAUGAAGUUAGAGGUCUGUACACCAUGAGUGUGCCUGUGGUCUGUAAUUCUCCAAAUAUUAAUGUUUGUGGUUGUGGAGCUGUUUCCCCGAAUCCUUGACAAGAGAGCGGUUAGCAGAGAUGAGAGAGCCUUGGAAGUUUCUUGGCCUCACAGCCUCUGUCUUGGAGAUUGAAGGAGGCUGAAGACAGAAGCCCUGAAGCUGAUGCUGGAGAGGUACCACUUCAGCAGUUACCUUGAGGUGGGCUAAGAAGGAAGUUUUCCCUUUUUAUAUACAGCAGGCUCAAGGACACUGAGAAUAGAAGUGAAAACUUCGGAGGAAUAGAAAUGGAUCCUUUGUACUACUGCAGCUGCUUCUGAUAGCUGGAGCCAGAGACUUAUUUUGCAGAAGAUUGGUGAAAAAUCCUUAAGAAGAGAAGAAAUGUGAGAGAGGUUGAGAAAACUUUUGACUCUUUAUGAUCACUAAUAACUUCAUGGGCAGCACCUGAGCUACACUUGUUUUGGUUGUAGACACAUAGCUUCUCAGUCAGGCUCUAGACACUGCUUCUACAGUGGUUCUUUCUAGGACUCUGUUGCUGUUUCUGGAUUAGACCUGUGAGCAGUUUAUUUUCUGGAGGUCAUUGCCUUUUUAUCCUGUUCCACAUCCCUUGUCUAAAAGUCUUUCCAAAUCAGUUAUAUUAUGCUGCUUUUAAAAAAUUCCCUAAAAGCCACCGUUCUGGGAUUUUAUGUCAUCAUACAUUCACCAGAAGAUGAGCCAAUGUAUAGGUAGACAAAGGCACCCUUGACAAUGUUUUUAAAUAGUGGUAUUUUUUUAAGCUCACCAAUAUAAGUAUUUUUAAAGGUUAUAUUUUUCAAAGUCAUAACAUUGAUUAUUAUUGUGUUCUUGCCUAGACUAGAUUGUCAUGGGGCAAAAAAUGAUUCCUAGUUUCUAUUUUUCCAAAUAAAUAAGUAGAACAUGUUCUUGGGAUAAUACUACUAAAUAUUCAUUUUCUUAGAAAGAAGCAAAAUUUUCUGUCUGCCAAAGUUUUAUGUUAGUACAUGGAUUAUGGUAGAAGACAAGAGUCCCAGGUUGAACAUUAGGAUGACUCAUGUUGUGUGCCUUUAGGUAUGAAGUGAGCCUUUACCCUUCUUAGGGAGGCAUUGUUUUGAACACAGAAACUUGAUUGGUUGGCUGUUUUGUAGUAAGGAUCCUGAAAAGAAAAAAGAGUCUUGGAGAGAACUGCUGGCCUUGGCAUGACCCCAACACCAAUGUGAGUCCACAAGGAGUUUUCCUCAUCUGGGGUUCAGUGUAUCAUUUUCCUGUCUGAGUGUUAUCCAUUUGUUCAGUUAUUUUGGCUUUUGCCAUUUAGCCAAAUAAAGGCAAUGUGGGUUUACCAAA